Molecule: messenger RNA, 1506 nt
Organism: Closterium sp. Naga37s-1
Lineage: Eukaryota; Viridiplantae; Streptophyta; Zygnematophyceae; Desmidiales; Closteriaceae
Source: the annotation of a GenBank genome assembly
AUGGCUGAUGCAGAGGGUUCGAAGAUACCUGUUCGUGAUUCCUCUACCCGCGAGAUUGAACGCCUCAACGGGGUGUACAAGCGCAUUCUCAGCAACACGCGCGAGAUUGAGCGCCUCAACGGCGUAUACAAGCGCAUUCUUAGCAAUGCUAAUGUGACGCUGGUGGAGGGGCGCGGCAAGCUGGCAGGGCCGCACGCCGUGGAGGUGACGGCGCCUGAUGGGACGGUGAAGCAGAUGACCGCCAAACACAUCCUCAUUGCUGUUGGGGGGCGGCCCCACCUGAUUGAUAUUCCUGGCAAGAUCUCUCCGGCCUUCAAAGAGCACCCUACCUUAUUGUCCACACGAGCAGCACUCUCUGAUUCACGGUUGAUGAAUCUGCCACCCCUCAAUAAAUUCGCUGAUUCUUAUCUCCUCCAUCCCUCCAACUCUUCUCCCACUCAUCCCCGUCCCUCCUCCCGUCUCUUUCCCCCUUUCCCUCUCUCCCUCCCCCCCACUCUUUUUCUUACUCCUCUUUCUCUUUCUCCUCUCCCCUUUCUCUUCCCCCUCUCCCCGUUCUCUUCCCCCUCCCUCUUUCUCUUCCCCCUCUCCCCUUCCCCUUUCUCUUCCCCGUCUCCCCUUCCCCUUCCCCUUCCCCCUCUCCGCUUUCCCAUUCUCCAUCCCCCCCUUCUCUUCCCCCUCUCCUGCCCCGCUUUCCCUCCCACUCCCUCCCCCAAUCGCCAGGAGUUCGCCAUAACGUCAGACGAGGCGCUCAGCCUGGCGGAGUUCCCCAAGCGCGUGGUCAUUGUGGGCGCCGGCUACAUCGCAGUGGAGUUUGCGGGCAUUUUCCAUGGCAUGGGCGCUGAUGUGCAUCUCGUGUAUCGCCAACCCACGCCCCUGCGCUCCUUUGGGUGUGCUGUGCACUAUCCCUCUCCCUCUCCCCUCAUUGCAUCUCAUCCCUCCCCAACUCCUAAACCCCCACCCACAGAGACCGUGCAUCUAUCUCUGGGCCGCGCACCCAGCACGCACAACCUGGGCCUGGAGAACGCUGGAGUGGAGACGGACAAUAUUGGGGCGAUCAAGACCAACGUGCCGAGCGUGUGGGCUGUGGGAGACGUCACCAACCGCAUCAACCUCACGCCCGUGGCGCUCAUGGAGGGGCACUGCUUCGCGCGCACCGUGUUUGGCAACGACCCCGACACGCCCGACUUUGAGAAUGUCGCCUCGGCUGUCUUCUGGUCACACAUGCAAGUACUGUGCAUGCUUCCCUUCAUCCCGUUCCCCUGCCACCUCCCUCUUUCCAUUGCUGAGCUGAGCAUCCAGCCGGCCCUGGCAGUGCCAGCCGCCCCUGGCAGUGGUGGGUCUGACGGAGAAGCAGGCGGUGGAGAGGAGGGGGCAAGCAGUGCGCCACCCAAUGUUUCCUCUGCUUGCAUGAUUCCGUGCCUUUCUUUUCUCCCUAUCAUGCAGCCAGCCGCCCCUGGCAGUGGUGGGCCUGACGGAGAAGCAGGCGGUGGAGAACUCAAGCAGUGA